GUCGCGAUUUACCUCCACUCACCGAGGUACCGUGUGAGGAGGCAUGGGAUAUCUGGACAUCAUGCUGCUCCCUAUGUUUCUUCUUGACGGGCACGUCCAUCUAGCUGCCGAGAAUAUACCACCGUGAGCUUCCGCCAUGACAAUCACACGUCCAAUCCGCAUUGCUGGUGUUUCGGGCUCCACGACGGACCGCCGCAAUGCAAUGGCCCUGCUGGCAGCCAACUAUGAAAACGACCCCAUCGAUGUAUUUACGGGAGACUGGAUGAGCGAGGGGAACAUGACGGUCCGGGCAGGAAGCAAAAUGAGCGGCAAUCAGGAAGCCUACGAACCCACGUUCCUCGAAGCUCUCGAACCCGCUCUCCGGGAUAUCGCAAAGUAUCGCAUCAAGGUUGCCGUGAAUGCGGGGGCUGCGGAUACGGAGAAGUUGCACGCGGUGGUGACGGAGAUGGUCAAGGAGAAAGGGCUGGAUCUGUCUGUGGCGUGGAUAUCCGGAGAUGAGGUUCUGCCGCAGCUCCUCGAGGCAAAGAAAAGGGGCGAGUCGGCUUUCGAGAACAUAUGCACUGGGGAGAGGUUGGAAGAGUGGGAAUUCGAGCCCAUGUAUGCGCAGGCGUACCUAGGCGGGUUGGGCAUCGCAAAGGCAUUUGAGAGGGGGGCUGAUAUCGUGGUUUGUGGACGCGUCUCGGAUGCCAGUCCUGUGAUCGGCGCGGCGUACUGGUGGCACAAGUGGCGGCGAUGCGACCUGGAUGAACUGGCCAACGCGUUCGUCGCAGGGCAUCUCGUGGAGUGCAGCUCGUACAGCACGGGGGGCAACUACACGGGCUUCAAGGACCUCGAGAGUCUCGGAUGGGACAACAUCGGGUACCCCAUCGUCGAGAUUGCGCACUCGGGCGACGUCGUCGUGACGAAGAAUCUAGGUUCCGCCGGCGAAGUCUCGGUGAACACGCUCACGUCGCAGUUUCUGUACGAGAUCCAGGGGCCGUGGUAUUAUAACUCGGAUGUCACGGCCGUCCUGGACGAUAUCAAAUUCGAUUAUAUAUCGACCAACCGGGUCGCACUUCGCGGUGUGAAAGGCGCUCCGCCGCCGCCGACUACGAAAGUUGGAAUCACGGCGAAGCCAAUGUAUCAAGCCGAGAUGCACUGGUUCCUCACCGGGUUAGACAUAGACGCCAAAGCGCGCAUGAUCGAGAAGCUGAUCAGGACCCAAAUGGGCUCCCACGUCUCCAACCUCGAGCACCUCUCCUUCCAGACCAUCGGCUCCGUACCACGUAACCCCAAGAACCAGAACGCCGCCACCGUCGACCUCCGCGUCGUCGCUCAAGCGCGAAAGGCAUCCGACCUUGCCGGAGCCAAGUUCGCACGAGCAUGCAUCGAUCCCAUCAUGUGCGCCUAUCCCGGCGCGACGCCUCACCUCGAUCUGCGGCAGGCGUUUCCCAAGGAGGUGUUCGAGUACUAUGUCACUCUCCUCCCUCAAGCAACUAUUCGACACCGCGCUCAUCUGGCCAGCGGCGAGGUCAUUGAUAUCCCGCCACCAAGCGUUACGAAGACGUAUCCAAAGCAGCAACCUUCUCAAGAUACAACGUCGGAUAUCGUCAAACUCUCCUCGUUUGGCGAGACUGUACGCGCGCCUCUAGGCACCAUAGUGCACGGUCGAUCGGGAGACAAGGGGUCGGACUGCAAUGUCGGAUUCUGGGUCCGUCAUCAGGACGAGUAUGCCUGGCUGCGGGACCUACUGUCUGUCGACUUUAUCAAGGAGCUGCUGGACGAAGAGUACAAGCGUGGGAGGAGGAUCGAGAGGUGCGAGUUUCCGGGCCUCAGAGCCGUGCAUUUCCUGCUCAAGGAUCAUCUGGAUCGAGGCGUGAGUUGCACGUUGAGUGUGGAUUUCCUGGGCAAGAAUUGUGCCGAGUAUCUAAGGGCGAGGGAAGUCGAUGUGCCGCUGCGGUUUUUGGCUAAGGGGAGGAUAUGACUCAAGGUGAUUGGCUCUUGUAGGUGAUGAGCAGUAAAGUAAAGAUGGAAUCCCUAGCAUUCCAACACACACACAUACAAAUUGGCGAGCGGACUUGCGAAGGAAUCGCAAUGGAUUGCAAUUAGGGUAUCUUUGGUCGGAUUGCAAUUGCGGAAUCUUUUAAACACUGAAACGCGCAAGAGAGGUACUUCAGCAUAGGAAUCAUUUCGCUCGUUCCUAUCUUGUCAGCCUUGACGCUGCCAGGCGAGGACUUACCGUGGAUAUGCACACUAGUGCUUCC
Molecule: messenger RNA, 2243 nt
Organism: Westerdykella ornata
Lineage: Eukaryota; Fungi; Ascomycota; Dothideomycetes; Pleosporales; Sporormiaceae
Product: DUF1446-domain-containing protein
Exons: 3
Coding region: 137-1963 (608 amino acids)
Source: RefSeq, a predicted model, not a curated record